Molecule: messenger RNA, 1118 nt
Organism: Cuscuta epithymum
Lineage: Eukaryota; Viridiplantae; Streptophyta; Magnoliopsida; Solanales; Convolvulaceae
Source: the annotation of a GenBank genome assembly
AAGAAUUCAAGAUGGUCUCUUUCCGGGAUGACUGCCCUUGUCACUGGAGGCACUCGCGGAAUCGGGCGCGCAAUAGUUGAAGAACUCGCGGAAUUGGGCGCUAGUGUAUACACCUGUUCCAGAACGGAAGAAGAGCUGAACCAGAGCUUGCAGCAUUGGGCUUCUAAAGGCCUCAAAGUAUCUGGUUCCGUCUGCAAUGCAUCGUCCAAAGAUCAGAGGUUGCUCCUCUUGCAGAAUGUUUCGUCUGCCUUCAACGGAAAGCUCAAUAUUCUGAUUAACAAUGUCGGUACAAAUAUCCGGAAGCCGACAGCUGAGUAUACUUCAGAAGACUAUUCUCAUAUCAUGGCUACAAACUUGGAAUCCUCUUACCAUCUGACUCAACUUGCUUACCCUCUCUUGAAAGCAUCUGCUGUUGGAUCCAUUGUCUUUAUUUCCUCUGUUGCUGGCUUGGAACACAUAUCUUCUGGAUCAAUUUAUGGAGCCUCCAAAGGAGCUAUAAAUCAACUAACAAAGAAUUUGGCUUGUGAGUGGGCAAAAGACAACAUCAGGGUCAAUGCUGUGGCCCCUUGGUAUAUCAAGACCUCACUUGUGGAUCAUUUGCUUGCUAACCAAGAGUUUUUGGGGAAGGUCAUAUCAAGAACGCCCCUAAGACGGCCAGGGAAUCCCGAAGAGGUUUCUUCAGUGGUUGCUUUCCUUUGCCUUCCUUCAGCUUCUUACGUGACCGGGCAGGUCAUUGCAGUUGAUGGUGGUUUCACAGUGAAUGGUUUUGAAAGUUAGAAGUUUGUUUGUAUAUUCAACUUUUCAACCACUAUUUCUUUGGUUGCAUGUUACGUACCAGAUUUUAGGAAGAUAAUAAAGAUAAUAAUAGAUGAAGGGGAAAGUUGUUUGGCAUGUAAAGCACCUAUUUUAUCUCCUUUUCCCACUUCUGUUCUCUUUGAUUGUAUUUUAAUGCCGUGAUGCUGGUAAUCUGACAUUUUGGUCUAAAUUCGGUAAACCCACUUUCCUGCCACCACAGCAUUCGGGUGUAAAACUGUAGAUGGAAAUAAAGUAAAUUUACUCUCUAGUUCUAUUUGUAUAAUAUGGAGUAUAAUAUUAAAGAAAAUAAGGUAAAAUUUCUC